CAGCGUUUUGUACCUUUGCCCCUUGUACACUGUAAUGGGAGAUGACUGAUAACAUUUGGAGCACCUAAAAGCAGCUUUCAAGAUUAUACUUAAAGAAGUCUGAUGUUCAUUUUAUGAAUUACAUGAAAACCUUUUCACCCAAGCUAGCUAGUGCUAGUUUCCAGCUGUACCUUAGCGUUUGCAUGCAAAGUUUAGACAGGAUCUCUUGUUUCAGUCCAUCUACCCCCUUUUGUAAAAACAUUUUCACUCCUGGCUACAACCCCCAGCAAGAAAAGGGUAAUUAUCAAAAUGCAAAACAAAAGCCUACAAACCCAGUGGGUAAGUUUACACUGCACAAGAGGCAGCUAGCUCAAAGUUCACAUUAUAAUGAACUAGUUCAGAUUGCAUGACUACAUGUUGUUUAAUGAAAGGAGAGCACAGGGGUGUGCUGGAGUUUGAGUCUGAGAAGCCACCGACCGCCUAGCACUAUUUGGCACGAUCUCCCUGUGCUAGCAUGGGUUCUCCCAGGUACUCAGGCUUCCUCCCAGAAUUCAAAUACAUGCAUGUGAUAAACAACCUCUUUUUGUGGCACUUUUUUUAGAUUCACUUCACAGGAGGUUGAGCUGCAGAUGCCAAAAAUGAGAACAUGACCAGGAUGAGUCUAUCACUGACUGACAGACAAAGUUAGAGAGGCAAGGUUGAGAUGGUUGGCACAGAUGAUGUGCAAAUGAAGAAUAGUGGAUAGUUUAGACGAAGAAUUUGCUCUUUGCUUAGUACCUCUUUCAUUCUUUUGUUCUAAAAGGCCUUAAAAUGUCUUUGUCCUUACCUCCAUGCUAAAAAGCAAAAAAAAGAAGAAAGUUGGGGAAUCUAUGCAAGAGGUAAAUGUCAGUCUAUAGUUCAUGGAAAGGUCUCAUUCCUCCCAAAUGUGGACAUUUUACCUUGAAUUCUUGCAGGGGUUUGGAUUUAUUAGGGUGACCCAAACAAGUUUAACAAUGUUAUUUGCAGACACAUGUGAACUUUGGCCUGAUUUCUGUCUUUUUACGUCAAAAGCUCAUUUUACAAGAACCCAGACUACGUGAAUAUUUGCACUGAGUAACUUGUUUGACUUGCAGUCAAGGUUAUGGCUUUUUAUGCAUCAUUCCCGACGAAAAGUUGUUUGUUGUGUGUUUUGUAGUCUUUAAAUUGUGUAACAGUUCAACGAAAUGCGUUUUGGACCAGCUCACCAAGCUUUAGUUUAUCAUGGAUUGCUUUGGAUGCUUGACAGAGAAGAGUUUACUCAUCAGUGUUUGUGCUGCUUGUAAGAACAGAAAAAAACAACUCAUGUAAACAGCGCGGAGGUCCUUUUAAACUUUUGAGUUGCUUUUGCUUUUUAUAUUUUUAUGCUGCUGGUAAUAAAAUCUGUGAUAUUAUUUAGCAGUUCUUUGUUGGCUAUGUUUACUGUUUUUUGGUAAGUGAAAUGUGCAGGCUUUUCCCACCAGUGACACGCGUAUGUGGGUGAAAGUUGAACGCUGCUCGGUUAGAUAAAUUGCGAGUAGUCAUCAGAAGAUCAUAGUUCAUGGCUACCCUAGUGGAAUAUCUAGGUUAUUCGUAUGAUCUAAAGUCCAGUAUCUAUUUCACUACAAAAACAGCACAGAGUGAGAAAGACUUUGGUUACUGUACACAACAAUGGACCUGCUGGCUCCUCUUUGCACUGAAGAGUUUGAGCAUAUGUGACUCUUGUCACAGGUAUAUGGUGAGCUGAGGGCACAUGGAUGUAUAACCACGAGUUUAUAUUUCUAGAAAAUGAUGAUAUUGUUUAACAUUACAUAAAAUUGCAUGGAAAUAACUCGUCAGAUCAUUACACUUUAUAUAACAACAACCUGGAUUACUGGUGAUCAAUGGGCAGUUUAAUCAGUUCACAGAUAAAAGUGGCAUUUGUUGAUGCAAAUGAUCUGUCACUUUUGAGCCACACAGACCUUGACCUUAGUUUCAUUCCACUUUCAGCUAAUUUGCAGCAGCUAUCAGAAAGUAAACACACGGACAACGCAGCAUUCGGCAGGUUUGUGAGACUGGUUCAUCGGCAGGUGAAGCUAAAGCUUGCACAAUGACAGACUCUUGAUCUGAUCAGUUAUCCAUACCAUACUUGUCAUACUAUGUGAAUUUAAAAGUUGCCUCUGUGAAUGGGAAUGGUAUUUGAGAACUGGUUGCAAGCUAAAAAGAUUCUGGAAAUAACAGGAUUCUGGAUUCUCUGUUCCUUUUAUUAGUGCUGGUGUGUUUUUCUGACAGUCUCACGUCACAAAACAAUGAUGUGAAACUCCGAGCAGUGGAGCUUUUGUACAACCCAGAUUCUUGGAAGCCUUUAUUCUUCUGUGUUUCCACGCUGUUUUUAACUCAGAGAUAAUGAAGCUGCAUUGACCCUGAAAACCCAUGUAGACUUACAUUUUUUCAGGAAUCAAUAAGGAAAUCAAUAAAGAAUUUGACCUGUAAGCAGAAUCUGCAGUGGCAUUUCUAUACAAAAAUCUUAUUGAUAUCCUCUCUUAGAUGAGACGCACCUCGUUCUCAGUAGACUCCUCUAAAGCAAAGCUGCAUUGUUGUACCUCAGGAGCCAAAUCAUUAAUCAGUAUCAUGGUAGCAUUGAGAAGAACAAAAGCAGUAAUGUGAUCAGGCAGCAUCAGUCUGUUUUUCUUUGCUGCUUUCCACCAGUGACCAGUCACUCCACUCUUACUGUCACCUUACCUUACUGGCCUUAUAAAUUUUUCAGCAAGCCAUUGAAAGUUAUGCAGAUUAACUAGCACACUACUUACCUUGCAUCUCUGUGGGUUUGCAGCAUCUCUAGAAGUACUUUCCAGUCUAUGAUGAAAACAAGGAUCAUGGAUUAAAUUAUUCAUUUCUUCCUUCCACAGUCUGGAAUAGAGUUGGGAUUGAUGUUCAUCUGGUUGUUACUUCAAUGGUGGACAUAUUAACAAUGCAGCAAACUUGCAAAUGCAUGGGGUUAGCUUCUCUGCGGUGGCUGUUUGCUUCUGUGCUGCUAACUGUGACUCGUGGAAACAACUUCAGUGGACAUAACCAGGAGAGACCACGCUGUCAGCCAGGUUUCUACUGCCCACUGGGGAGCCCUGCUCCAGUCCCCUGUCCUAAAGGAACAUAUGGUCCACAUGCUGGAGCUGUGUCCAUGGACAGCUGUCUGAAGUGUCCUGCCCAUCACUACUGCCCUAGACCCGGCUUGUAUUCCCCACUUUCCUGUGGUCCAGUGGCUCAGCAGCCUGUGCCUGGCCAGGACAAUUGCAUCUGUCCAGAAGAGGGACAGAGUUUUCAGGCCAGUGAUGGACGUUGCCACUGCACCAUCGGCUAUCAAACCACCGGAAAUGGAGACAAAUGUGUACAACAACAGUACGAUGUCUGCAGAGACAGAAAAACUCGCACACAGUAUGGAGACUGCCUGGACAGACACCAGUGGUCAUUUCACUGUAGUCAGCAGGUGUGCCAUACUGCAGAGGACUACCGGGGUUUUGAUGGGGAGCUGGGCCUGUGUAUUUGUAGAGAGCCUCCUGGAAGAGCUGCAUGUGGAGGCCUUUGCAGGAGCAGGCCAGCUGCUGAACUGAAGCUCCAGUGCGAGACCAAUGGGGAAAUGGGACUGGUGUGGAGCUAUGACAAUCAGGUGUCGAGCAUCUCUGGCAGUGUGCUAGAGACAAUUUUUAAACAGUGGGACUCCCAAGGGAACCUGCAGUGCAGCAGCCAGAUCCAGUCAUCACGUCCUGUCUACAUUGUUCAAACAACAGAUGCAGGCUUCCUUGGCCUCCUCAGCGGCCUCCCAAAGGAACUUGAGCGACUGUUUCCUGACACCGCUCAACAGGAUUCUCAGAGCUCAGCUGGGAAACAUUAUGUCAGUAUUAGAAACAUCAGUCAUGGAGACACAGAAAUGGAGAGAGGAGAUAAGGCUGAUAUUAAUGGAAAAGGAAGAAGGCCAAGCAUAAGUGGCGUUUUGAACCCGACAGCAUGUCUCCAUUUGGGUGAUGUAAUACUCUUCACUGUCAGCCCACGUCACUAUCCCCAGUAUGACAUUGACAACUUGUACAACACAAACACUGACUUUGACUGGGGCGCAUUCAGACAGUUAAAAGAAGAGCUGACAUUGUCAUGGACUCCUCCUAGCUGCUUUGCUGUGGUCUUUAGCCAGCCGGGAGUAUAUGUCUUUACACCGAGCAGCCAUCAGCACAAACAUUUGUAUGUACGAGUGAUGCCUGCGGGUGGCCAGUGCUAUGAGCCUGGCUUUUUCUUCCCUACCAUCCCACAUCACGUGACCAGGUUGGGAAUCAGUAGGAGACGCAACCUGUUACUCCGGCCAGACUGGCUGGUGACCGUAGGAAUAAUGUUUGGAGCUGUGGUCAUCCUCUGUUUAUGUGUGACAAUGCUGAUCCUGUUUCGUGAAUAUGGAUGGCCAGAGAAGGAGCCAAUCAAAGCACGGUACCGCUCGCUGCAGCUGGCCUACCAAAUGGAUGACUACUCAUCAAAAGGUUCAAGGGUGAUCUCACAGAGAAAGACUCAUCGAAACCAACAAUCGAGAACAACUCAAGGCUCCAUUCAGCCAGCCUCCACAGACGCCUCGGAGGAGUUCUGGGAUUAUGAACACCAGGUGGAUCUGGAGGCAUUCAACAGCAACACCUUUUACAGCCUCCUGCUCAAGCAGAGCCUGUCUGUCACUACACGACUGGGACAGCUCACCACUGAGGUAAAAGAGCUAUACCAAGGAGUGCUUGGGAAACUGCAAAUACUCCAUCCGCGUAUGAUCGCUGAGGAAAAGCCGGGGGAAGGUUAUGCGAUGUUGAGGAGGGAGAUUGAACGAGAGGUGGUGCGACGAAAAUCUUUGGCCUCACAGCUGAGGACACUACUUGACAGUCAGCUGAAGGUUCUGAGGCGAGAGCAGCAGGCCCAGUGGAGGAUCCACAGUGUGUUCACAUCUCGGCUCAGAGAGUGCACCAGACUACUGUCUAAGCUUUAUAGUAACAACCAGACUUCCACUGAACUGUUCCAACAAAUUUUGAUCCAGAGGUUAACAUCACUGGUCGAUGAGAUGGGAGAUCUACUGUCGGCAGAGUGCCACCGUCAGGGGUCUUGGGGCUUGUUGGGCGAAGGUAUAGGAGCCAAACUGUUGUGCCCUGAUACUGGAACUGUCCUUACCAAAGAUGACAUCUUUGAUCCUGAUGGGUCCGUCCGUGUCUCUGGGGCUGUUUAUUGUGAUUCAGUCACAGGCCUCAUAAGGCCAAAUGCUCACAGCCAUGUGCUGCUGAGCAGCGGCCACACGAUGGCAGUGCCGCCUAAUUUCUUUGUUCAUCCACACACCGGUAGAGUUCUGCCCAUUGCUGGAAACGUGGCCUAUGAUCCUGCCAGCUCUACAUUAGUUUGCACAGCUGACCAUUGUACAGAUGACAACAGGAAGUGGGAUAGUCCUCUCCUUCCUUUCAUUCCUUACCCGACCUCCUGCCACUCAGACCAGCCUCUCCCCAGCACUCACCUCAGAGGCCUCCGACCAGGCCAGAGACUGCAGCUGGGGAUUCCCAUGGCAGACCCUGACAAAGGGGUCCCAGUACCUAUUCUGGCAGUAACCAUUCACCCCCAAACUGGGUUAGUCUACACUCUGGGAAGAAUCCAUGUCUGCCCUCUCACCCGCUUACCACAGCCUAUACAGAUUGGUUAUCCUAUGCUGGACUCCAGGACAGGGAACAUUGUGCUCACCGUCGGGGUGAGCUUGGAUCCAAUCACAGGAGAUGUGCUGCCAGUAGGUGGAGUCCUGCUGGGUGAGCCCUUUGUUGAACCACUGAGUGGGCAGAUGGUGAGAGUUGGAGGGGCAACCAUACGGGCUGGACAACUAGUGCCCCAUGCAGGAGGAUAUCAAACUUUAUUAGAAAGCAAGGUUCUGGCAGCAUUGUUCAAAGUACUGAAUGUGCUGAAGCCACUAACUGAAGAGUGGGGUUCAGAUCAAAGUUUGCAACAUGUGCAGUCCCAACCUGGCAGUGACAGAGGGAGUAGUCAACAAGAUCAUCUUCUCACUGCAGCCAAAGAGCUCCAGCAGGCCUGGGGGAGGAGUUUGCACUGUCAACUACAGCUGCAGACCAGGUUGGAGAUCCUGCAGGAGUGGUCCAUGGGUCUGCAGCAGGAUGGAGGGACUCUGGGAGAGAUGCCUCUGCCAGGUUCAGAUAUAUGUGUACCGGCUUUGCUAGGGGUGGAGUAUCCUGAUCCUUUAGGAUCUGGCCUUAGUGUACCGAUCCUGGGAUUUCAGACUGAUCUUGUUUCUGGGAAAACAAUACCCCUGGCAGGGACCAUGGAGGACCCAAAUGGAAAAGGACUGGUGGCGAUCCGUUAUGGAUCUCAGACUGUUGACCCAGUGACAGGGCUGUUGGCCCCAGUCGUCGGGGCAAGGCUGGAUGCGUCUAGAAAAAAUGUUGUGCCAGUUACAUCUUCCUACUGGUUAAUGAUUAGAGAGCAAACUGACAGUGUGCAGGUGGAGGCACUUCAAAGAGAGGUGUGUGUGCGAAACGGUUACUGGCAGCAGCAGAGGCAGCGGGAGGAAGAUAUUCUAACUGAUCUGGACUCGACUCUGUCCCAGUGUUUCUUUAGAGUCACAGACGUAAACUCUUAUCAGGCCCAGUGGUCUGGGAAGCAGCUGAGGGAAGCAGCCAUGGAGCUGCAGGAUUCAGCACAGACAGAGGCCCAGAGGAGAGCAGCUCAGCACUCCCGCUUGGCUCUGAUCCUGCCUCCACUUGUUCUGCACAUCCUCACGUUAGGUGAUGAGGAGGAAUGGGAUCAGCAGUGUGUUUGGCAUUCAGAGCUCCUCUCUGGCCUUGAUAAAUUGGACAUGUAUAUGGAUCAGCUGCAGGAGGAACAGGAAAAAUGGAUGGCACAGGCAGGAGAUUGGUCUACAAACCAUUAUGCUACAGACAGAGAGCUGAGACAGAGAGAGCUGGUGGAGCAGUGUUGUUCCAGACAGACUGAAUUGGAGGCCGCUCUUAAUCCACUUCACUUUGUCAGACACCUGUCGCUGCUCCGUGCAGACACUGCUCAGGCUGUACUGUGUGGGAAGUUUUGGUUCAAGGAAUAUGGCCUGGUGCAGUACAGUGGAUACCAACCGAAUGUGAAGAUCAUGGGUUUGCUUCAGCAGAAGGCUUUGCCUCUGCUCGAGAGACUGAACCAGUUCCUUGAAGAAAAACAGCCAGCUGGAUUCUCCUCCAACACAUGCAAUCAGCACAUCUCUGGUUUGUCAACAAAGCAGGCAUAUGGUUUGGAGAGUGCAUCUAGAGUCUGGACAGCCUCCGUGCCGGUCGUGAAAGGAAUCUCAACCCAGUCUUUCAGGGAGACUGGGAACAUUGCUCAAUCUCAGGACACCGGGCUACAAGCCAGCUCGGCAGUGACACACAACUCGCAGAGACAAACUGGAUCUUCUGGCAUUCACUCCCAGGAGAGCCAGCAUAUGAAAGAAUCCACUCAGUCGACACACAUCACUGUUCCCAAAGUUCCAGAGGAGGAGUGGACAAGGCUGCUGGAGCUCUCUCCUCUGUUCCAGCUGUUGAAGGGUGUGGAGCUGCAGCUAAAGGGUUGGGCCUCCAAGGCAGGGCUUCUUGCAGGAGAGCUAGCGAACAGAGGCAAAGGUUUUGUCGAUGUCCUCGAUGCUCAGUGGCAAUGUGAAGGUGAGCUGAUUCCUUUGGAGCUGUCAGUCCUGAAGCCCAGAGAGUUUCUUGUCUAUCAGCAUGGACUGUUCCUGAUGCACACUCUGCAUAAGCUAAAACUGACUCCAGUCAUUUCAAUCGAGAUAGCAUCUAGUCUCCCAAACAACACCUAUUUCAACAAUGUCUUCAGAAAUUCCUUCUUUUAUCAGGAAGCCGCAGAAACUCUCUUUGUCCGUCGCCAGAGGUUGCUCUCAGUUGGAGGCUUCUCUCUCCUGCUACUCCAUUGUCUGUCCCAUAUCAAAAUUAAAGACAUGAGCUCUGACUCCAGUUCUGCCUUCCAGAGACUUUUUUUCAAGGUACUCCAGGAAUGUCUGGGUGAGCUCUUUCAGGCUAGACUGGGUGCCUCUUCAUCUGAACAGGAUGCCAGUUUGUGUGUUUGGUAUCAGAACCAAGAUGCUUCAACAAGGAACAUGAAUGAGACUCAUGCUGCCUCACUGCUUCAGAGACUUCACAAACCAAGCAGAGGAUUGCUCUCUGAAGAUGAAAUUGAGAAACUUCAGAGGAAGCACAGAGAAACAUCUUUAUUCUCUCAUCUUGAAGAACUUCUGAGAGAGAAGAGUUCUGAAGCCACAGAAAAAGCUGAAGACCAGCCUGGUUGAACAUAGUG
Haplochromis burtoni (Burton's mouthbrooder) is the source of this 8286-nucleotide messenger RNA. RefSeq lists its product as uncharacterized. The record is from RefSeq and is a predicted model, not a curated record. The coding region runs from base 2906 to 8278 and encodes 1790 amino acids. The transcript is spliced from 34 exons. NCBI's taxonomy places the organism in Eukaryota, Metazoa, Chordata, Actinopteri, Cichliformes, Cichlidae.